AUGUCAAUGAAACCAUCGGGAGCCCUGUGUACGUCUACUGCAUAUCCCAACAAGGUGGAUUCUUAUCGGCCAUAUUCCCCGCCGUCACAGGCUCACCCUGAGAUCCGGUUCGCACCGUCGGGAUCUACAACCAUGGAGGGAGGCGUGCGCAAGAAAGACAAGAUUCCGUUCGACGGGCCGUACGGAACCAAGUCAGAAAAGAUGGCGUGCCCGUUGUCGGCCCUCAUCGAAGCGAGGUUCACCGACUUCAGCCAGGAGGGCAAGGACUACCCCAACGUCAGCGUGCUCGAGAAGAAAUUCCGAAUGCCUCCGCCAAGGGAGACCAAGGCGUCCCAAGGCCACAACAUCACCCUCAAGCCCACGCCCAAGCAAGGCACACCGUUCGUGAUGAAAAAGUUCCAGAACAUUCCGGGAAGGGUCAACCCUCCCAACCCCGGCCUUCGGGCUUAAGCAAGUCUCGCCGCCAGAGCCUAGAUGCCC
Ectocarpus sp. CCAP 1310/34 is the source of this 480-nucleotide messenger RNA. Lineage: Eukaryota; Phaeophyceae; Ectocarpales; Ectocarpaceae. The record is from the annotation of a GenBank genome assembly.